AUGGAAGGAGCCUCCUUCGGAGCGGGCCGGGCGGGGGGGGCCGUCGACCCCGUGGAUUUCCUGAAGCAGCCGCAGACCAUCCUCCGGGCGACGGCCUGGAUUUUCUCCAUUGUGGUGUUUGGCUCCAUCGUGAACGAGUGCUACGUGAACACGGACAGCCAGAACCCUGAGCUGCUCUGCGUCUUCAAUGAGAAUGAGAGUGCCUGCAGCUACGGCAUCGCCGUUGGCAUCAUUGCCUUCUUUGGCUGUAUCUUCUUCUUUGUCGUGGACCUCUACUUCCAGCAGAUCAGCAGCGUGAAGGACCGCAAACGGGCCGUCCUGCUGGACCUCGGCUUUUCAGGUUUCUUGUCCUUCCUGUGGUUUGUAGCCUUCUGCUUCCUAGCAAACCAGUGGCAACGGACGACGAUGAGCAAAGGGGUUUUGCAAGGAGCAGACGCUGCCCGGGCAGCAAUCACCUUCUCUUUCUUCUCCAUUAUCGUCUGGGUCGCGCUGGCGGUGAAGGCGCUGCAGAGAUACCGCCUGGGGACGGACAUGUCGCUCUUUGCCACCGAUCAGUUCGCCACCGACCCCAACGCGGCGUACCCCGGCUACCCCACCGGCAGCGGCAUCGAGAGCACAGAGACCUACCAGAGCCCCCCCUUCACCGAGACCUUAGACACCAACCCGAAAGGUUACCAGGCGCCAGCGUACUGAGGGGCGAGGGCCGUGUACCAAGAGACCGAGUCCUACGGUGCAGUACACUU
Molecule: messenger RNA, 743 nt
Organism: Gymnogyps californianus (California condor)
Lineage: Eukaryota; Metazoa; Chordata; Aves; Accipitriformes; Cathartidae
Gene: SYNGR3
Product: synaptogyrin 3
Exons: 4
Coding region: 1-693 (230 amino acids)
Cellular component (GO): synaptic vesicle membrane; neuromuscular junction
Source: RefSeq, a predicted model, not a curated record